UUCCGACAGUAUGCAGAUCCAACCCCGCAUCAUUGGGGGCCAGGUAUCGAGCAUUAAGGAAGAAAAGUACCUCGUGCAGGUCACGACCUCAACAGAGAUGUGUGGGGGCUCGCUGAUUCAACCCAGGUGGGUCAUCACGGCGGCCCACUGCGUGUACAGAAAGAACAAGGACGAACUGAAGAUCUAUGGCGGGGCGUCGAACCAGGCAGGUCCCUAUGCCACCAUCCGUCUGGUGGACUUUGUUGCCAUUCGUCCGGACUUCAGCAUGAAGACCCUCAACAUGGACGUGGCCGCACUGCGGCUGCAAUCGGCGAUGGUGGGCGCCAACAUCGAGACCAUUGCACUGGCCUCACAGCCCGUUCCGCCCCGAGCGAUAGUCAAGGUGUCCGGCUGGGGCUCCACCAGUGCCACCUCCUCCAGCACGGCCCAACGGGUGCACAGUGUUCUGUUGCCCGUGUGGUCGCGGUCCUCCUGUCUGUCCGCCUUCAAAGGCAUCCAUGGCAUCACCCGAUCAAUGAUGUGCGCCUCGAAGCCCUAUAGGCGAGACUCGUGCGAUGGCGACUCCGGCGGUCCGCUCGUCUUCAAAGGCCAACUGGCGGGCAUAGUGUCAUUCGGUUACGGCUGCGCCUCGGCGCUGCCCGGCGUCUACACCAGCGUGCCCGAGAUCCGGGAGUGGUUCCUGAACAUCGUGAAGCUGAAUUCCUGA
Molecule: messenger RNA, 706 nt
Organism: Drosophila miranda
Lineage: Eukaryota; Metazoa; Arthropoda; Insecta; Diptera; Drosophilidae
Product: seminase
Exons: 1
Coding region: 11-706 (231 amino acids)
Biological process (GO): proteolysis
Molecular function (GO): serine-type endopeptidase activity
Source: RefSeq, a predicted model, not a curated record